Messenger RNA from Aspergillus welwitschiae, 731 nucleotides. RefSeq lists its product as uncharacterized. The transcript has a single exon. The coding region runs from base 28 to 225 and encodes 65 amino acids. The record is from RefSeq and is a predicted model, not a curated record. NCBI's taxonomy places the organism in Eukaryota, Fungi, Ascomycota, Eurotiomycetes, Eurotiales, Aspergillaceae.
CUCCUCGUGUCGUAUUAAGCGCUUUCAAUGGAACUGUUCAGACAUUCUUCGCGAAAUACGCAACUGAACCAUGUCGUCUGUCUACAAGAGUCUGGAAGAUCAAGACAAAGAGGCUACGGACUACUACCUUGGAAAAAAGGAUACCGAGAACCCCGUUUCCAUACGAAAGGCUGCGAGGAGUUUGGGAUUAACUAUGAUCGCUUACGACGAAGAGUUCACGAUUAAUCAUCUAGACUGACUCGUCAUCCCACGAUUCUGAAGCUUACCGAAGCUCAUUAUAAAACUUUAUUUGAGGAUCGCAACUCUUUGAAUUGGGCUGGCGUUCCUCAGACUGCGGACGCAUAAGGAACGCAGCCGAAGCAAUACUUCAACGCAGCCAACCUGAUCCUGAUCUUCCACAACCAAAGCUCUCGAACAUGUGGCCUUAUCGCUUCCUCGAACCGAAUAAAGGAUUAGUUAGGCAGCCGCAGCAACGAGAAGUACUAGAACAGCGGAAAUUGGGCGGAGAUAAGACAGGCACAGCAAAUUCUGAAGCAACCUCGGCUCCCAGAACUCAUGCCGAGUCCUGAUUCGCUGAGGGCAAUCGCCCCUGCCGAGUAACCGGAUAAACGAAGAAAUUGUAAUCGGAAAGUUGUGCCGGUUCAAUCUUAGACCAUAUCUGUGGUUUUACAUUUAUCUAUCUAUUCGUCAUUCUUUUUUCUCAUUCUAGCAUUUGCUGGAGGAAGUUGAGG